GAAGCCUGACUGGUUGAGUGGUCGGUAGCUGCUGCCUCAAAAAAGGGUGUAACCCGUCAGAUUUAAAAAAAAAAAAAAAAAAAAAAGCAUAAAUCGCCUGCACAAAGGAGGUCACACACACACACAUACACACAUCGCAGAACGUAUCAACGCAGCUGAAGUCAGGAUGGUGUACCACCCCGAGUUCGAGAAGGCGGGGCAGCAGGCGGGGCUCCAGGUGUGGAGGAUCGAGAAGAUGGACCUGGUCCCGGUGCCGCAGAAGCUCUACGGGGAUUUCUUCACCGGAGACGCCUACGUGAUCAUGAACACCGUCAAGCAGAGAUCCGGACAGCUGCAGUACGACCUGCACUUCUGGCUCGGUGAUUUCUGCUCCCAGGACGAGAGUGGGGCGGCUGCCAUUUUCACAGUCCAGCUGGAUGAUUACCUCCAGGGCAAACCCAUCCAGUACAGGGAGGUGCAAGGGCAUGAGUCCCACACCUUCCUCGGGUACUUCAAAGCGGGCCUCAAGUACAAGGAAGGGGGCGUGGCUUCCGGGCUCAGGCACGUGGUAACCAACGAGGUCAUCGUCCAGCGCGUGCUCCAGGUCAAGGGCCGGCGCGUCGUCAGGGCAACGGAGGUUCCGGUCAGCUGGGACAGCUUCAACCAAGGAGACUGCUUCAUUCUGGACCUGGGAGAUGAGAUCUUCCAGUGGUGUGGCUCCCAGGCCAACCGCUUCGAGAAGCUAAAGGCCACCCAGGUCGCCAAGGACAUCCGCGACAAUGAACGCAGCGGCCGGGCCAAGGUCUACGUGUGCGACGAGGGCAGGGAGCGGGAGAAGAUGCUGGAGGUUCUGGGAGCAAAGCCUGAUCUGCCAGAAGGAAGCUCUGAUGAUGUCAAGGCUGAUGCAUCCAACAGGAAGCUGGCCAAGCUGUACAAGGUGUCGGACGCAAGUGGGGACAUGGCCAUCGCUCUGGUGGCUGCAGAGAACCCCUUCUCUCAGAGCUCCCUGGAGUCGGGAGACUGCUUCAUCCUGGACCACGGCUCUGACCACAAGAUCUUCGUCUGGAAAGGCAAGGAUGCCAACACCGAGGAGAGAAAGGCAGCCAUGAAAGCAGCAGAGGAGUUUAUUAAGAAGAUGGGAUACCCCAAACACACCCAGAUCCAGAUCCUGCCGGAGAUGGGCGAGACUCCGCUCUUCAAGCAGUUCUUCAAGAACUGGCGCGACCGGGACCAGACGGAGGGCAUGGGCGUGGCUUACGUGUCCAACCACAUCGCCAAGAUCGAGAAGGUGCCCUUCGACGCCUCCUCGCUGCACGACUCUCCUGCCAUGGCAGCGCAGCACGGGAUGGUGGACGGCGGGCAGGGGGAGAAACAGAUCUGGAGGAUUGAGAACUCGGAUAAGGUGCCUGUGGACCCCUCCACAUACGGGCAGUUCUACGGAGGAGACAGCUACAUCACCCAGUACAGCUACAGUCACGCAGGCAGACAGGGGCACCUCAUCUACACAUGGCAAGGAUCAGACUCCUCCCAGGAUGAGAUUGGAGCUUCAGCCAUCCUCAGCGCCCAGCUGGACGAGGAGCUGGGAGGGGGUCCGGUGCAGGUGCGGGUAAUCCAGGGCAAGGAGCCAGCCCACCUGAUGAGCAUCUUCGGAGGGCAGCCCAUGGUGGUGUACAAGGGGGGCACCUCCCGCGACGGGGGCCAGUCCACCCCCGCAGAGACCCGCCUCUUCCAGGUCAGGGCCAACUCUGCAGGGUUCACCCGCGCCGUGGAGGUUGAUGCCUGUGCCUCCAGCCUGAACUCCAACGAUGCCUUCGUGCUGCUCACCCCCAGCGCCUCCUUUGUCUGGGUGGGACAGGGCGCCUGUGACACGGAGAAGGACGGGGCCGAGAAGCUGCUCCAGAUCCUGGGGGCUUCUGCCUCCAAGCUGCAGGAGGGGGGAGAGACAGAUGAUUUCUGGUCUGCUCUGGGAGGGAAGCAACUGUACCGCACUUCCACCAGGCUGAAGGACAAGAUGGACUCUCACCCACCCAGACUGUUCGCCUGCUCCAACAAGACCGGCCGCUUCAUUAUUGAGGAGGUGCCUGGGGAGAUGAUCCAGGAGGACCUCGCACAGGAUGAUGUCAUGAUUCUCGACACCUGGGAGCAGGUGUUUGUUUGGAUUGGAAACGAAGCCCAGGAGGAGGAGAAGACCGAGGCCAUGGCUUCAGCUGCACAAUACAUCAAGAGCGACCCUGCGAACCGAGACCAGCGCACGUCCAUCAUCGUGAUCAAGCAGGGCUUUGAGCCGCCUACCUUCACUGGCUGGUUCCUGGGCUGGGACUACGAUUACUGGACGGUCGACCCCCUGGAGAGGGCCAUGGCGAGCCUGGAGGUCUGAGCCGGGACACUCUAGGACCUGCCGCCCCCCAACCCCCACCUCCCACCUCCCACUGCCUUACCAACAAGCUUCUGUCUGCAGCCCCCCCCCCCCCUUACCAGGGAGUCCCAGACCUGUCAAGACACACACACACUGCCAUCCCACCCACAUCCUGUUCUGCUCCGGUUCACUGACUCUAGUUCACGGUUUCUCCACUGUUUUUUUUUUUUUUUUUUUACUGUUGGUUACUGAAAAGUUAAGCACAGUCAGUAGUAGUCAAGUUACCAGUGCUAUUGCAAGCUUCGUACCAUUCUAGUAAGUACGCCUUUUUUUUCUAUUUAAAAUUGCACGAAUCUGCAUUGCGUUAGAACAUCAUUAUUACAAAGCCUGAUCUUGCAAAUGGGAGGGAGGGGGGGGGGGUCAUUAAUUCUAAACCUAUAAAUCAAGAGGUGGAUUCAGUUCGGAGGAUCGAAUCGAGUGAAUUCACUCAACAGACUUUGUGUGUACAGCGGUAUUCUUGUGCACAUUUUUCAGUGUAAUCCCAAAUCCGCCCUUGAUCGGUCUGCUCUUGGAGAAACCCUGCUAGAGUUAGUGCAAUCUACAGUGUAAUAAUGCCAGUAAAAGUCUUGCUUCUUCCUUUGUGAACUGGGGUUCGGUGCUGUGUGGUGUUAACACUGCCACGUAGAGUCACAGGAGUCCUAGGGUGGGUGUUUUGUUCUAGAUCCUUUCAAUUAAGAAUGUAGACUGCAGUACUUUUCCCUAGCCCACUAGAUGGCAGUCCAUAUAGUUCCGGAGGUCACCUUAGUUGGAAAAUUAGUUCUUGGGAGGGACUGAGAAAACAGCUGGAUGUUGCCCCUCCCCUUUUUCCUUCAGUGUCUUAACAGGUCAGGGUGGCUGGUUUUUUUUUCUAUUACAAAUACCCAUGCAGUCGUGCAAUAUUUUUUGUUUUUGUUUAUCGGCAAGCUAUUUGCAUCGGCACUUCAAUGAGCUUUAUAAACCAGUAAUAAAUAAACUUUGUAAAGCUGGAA
This is a messenger RNA of Acipenser ruthenus (sterlet), 3363 nucleotides long. RefSeq names its product gelsolin-like. Gene Ontology annotation, biological process: actin filament severing; actin polymerization or depolymerization; barbed-end actin filament capping. Gene Ontology annotation, cellular component: cytoplasm; actin cytoskeleton. The transcript is spliced from 17 exons. The record is from RefSeq and is a predicted model, not a curated record. Gene Ontology annotation, molecular function: actin filament binding; phosphatidylinositol-4,5-bisphosphate binding. Bases 167 to 2356 code for a protein of 729 amino acids. Lineage: Eukaryota; Metazoa; Chordata; Actinopteri; Acipenseriformes; Acipenseridae.